AUGGCAGCCAAUUCCGACGGCUGCGACGCGACGCCCAGGACGCAGUUUUUACGGAUCUCAGACCAGCCUCCAAGCGGGGAAGCCGCAGGACCGAAGAGGCAACUUUGGCACGGUAAAGUCCUUUCCUCGCCCCUGAAAAGACUCGUGACAGGCUUUAGGCAGGUCUCUCAACGUUGUUGUGAAUGGACGGGGGCCCCUUGGGUAUUACUGAGGGUUUCUGUCUACUAGUAUAUUUCUGCUUGAAAUGAAUCAGGGUGCCCGGGGGGGGGGGUAUGAAGGAACAGUGAAAUCGCUUUCCAGGCGAUGCACCUGCCAAGGAUGAAGGUGAAUGGAAGAAGUUUGCAUUUGUGCAGACGCUACGACCACCGGGUGGGUGGGUGUUUCUGUGUUUUCCCCUCCGUUAGAUAUUUUUUUUCAAAGACAACACUGGGCGAAAGGGAGCUGGAAGAGACAGAACCCAAAGAAGUGGGUUUGUGAAUAACUGAAUUAAUAUUCUCCCUCCCUUAAUCCUCAUUGUUCGCUAUAUUUGGAGAGCUUACUUAGGGGGAUAAAGUACCGAGCUUGGGAGCCCGAGUCCCUUCGUGGUCGGGUUUCCAAUCGCUUCUCUCUUUUUCCGAGGGGGUCUAAAACAUGGGUGUCCUCGGGAAGGUAGCCCAGGGCCCCACUCAGCAGAAUGGGCAGGGCUGGAUUUAAAGCGGUAGAGGUAUGGGUGGGUGUAGGCGUAAGACCACCCAAAUCAGAGCUUGAAGAAAAACCCCACCCUAUAAAGACAGGUUGCGAAUCCAAAUACCGUAGUUGCCGUCGAUGAUAGAGGCGGAGGGAUAUUAAACCUGCAAUUUUGCGAACACUUCGACCAAGCCCAAUUUUAUUCCCUAGGGUUUAUUUCCGAGUAGACAAGCAUAGGAUUGCGCUGUAAAAAAAAAAAAAAAAGGAACGAAGGAGGAAUUUUCCAGAAGGGUUAAAAAAAAUAAAUGAGAAUAUAGUAUUUCGCGAUGCAAAAGAUUUUAGCUGUGUUUGAGGGAGAGACAAAGAGAGACUUUGGCUUCUGAAUAUAAUUUUGGGUUAAGGGUGUAAUUUCUUAAUAGGUUUAAACAGAGAUGCUUAAAAAUCGAAAUCAGGUUGCUGCUUCCAAGUCCUGGAGUUCGAUUUUGAACCGCACCUCGGACGAAUCCUCCAUGUCCUGGGUGCCCAUUCUAGAAAAGAUGUCAAAUUACAAAUCCUUUAAAAUUGCCAUAUUCCAGGGUGGGGAAAAUCAAUAAAGUGGGGUAGAAAAUCCAGGCGUUGUGCAGUGUUGAAAAAAAAAACCCAAAUAACUACUGUACCCCGCCCCAUAGAAUCACUUUCGAGGUGCGCGCAACGUUGGUGCAACGGCGCGCCCCGGAGAUAGCUAACCCGAGCAAUGUGUGUGUGGAGUCCCCUAUUUGAUCACAGACCUAAAGAUCCGGGUAAGAGAUAAGCAGCCACUCCCACAAAUUCAUUCACAAAUUCUCCUUCGAGAGGGGGGAGUCGGGGGGAGCCCCCCGCGCCCUACUUGGCGGCCCCCUGCUCAGAGUUAAAACUCGUCCGUCGAGCGCUUUAAAGCCCCAGGAGCGCUUGGGAAAGAAAGCCAGGCAAAUCCCGCCUAAAGCCCCGCGGAUCGCGAAAUGCGUGGCCUGCUUAAUACCCUCCUCAUAAUCCGUGUCUAUAAAUGUGCCCUAAAGGGCUCCGGGGUCUAAAAGGGAAGCCGCGGCGGCGGCGGCGGCCUGAUGGUGGGCGGGGUCGCGGCGGCGGCGGCGGGACCAGCCCCAAGAGCCCCUCCCUCCCGCUCCGCCUGGUGUUCCUUCUCCUCCUCCCUUCACACGCCCCGGCACAGACCCGAGCGCGAAGCGAGCGUCCGGGCUGGCAACUGGCGAGGCCCCCGCUGGGAGCGCGCGCCUGGGGAGCUGGCCUGACACCCCUCGCAGCGGCCAAGCCGAGAGGAGCGAGGGCUCCAGCCUCUGGGAAGCAGCCUCUACUUUCUCUCCCCGGCGCGGCAACCGCGACACGUGCCUUUGGCGCGCCCGCAAGCAGCGGCGACCAACCCGCCGACCAGAGCGGCCUCGCGCUCGCGGGGCUCGGCGUGUUGUCCCUCCGCUCGAGCUCCAGGCUGCGCGGCCAGUGCCAGCCCCACGAUGAGGCGGGAGCUGAGGGCGGGAAGGGGCAGCAGCAGCAGCAGCAGCAGCAGCAGGAGCUAACCGCCGAGCGCUGCCUCCGCCGCCUCGCUCUCUUUCCCCUCAGGAGGCCGAGAGAUGCAAGGGGCCAAGCCAUGCCGCCGCCGCUACCACGCGCUGCCUGCCCUCUUCUUCUUCCUGCUCUUCACCUCAGGACGGGCGCCCAGAGCCGAGGGCGCCGCCGCCGCCGCCAAGAACAAGACCCGGGACCUCCAGAGCCCGGCGGCGGCGGACAGGAAGGCGCUGCUGGAACUCUUGCUCAAAGCCCUUCGCGAGAGGGGCAGCGGCCACAGCCGCCCUCAGCACCAGGCGCCUUUUCACCCGUUGGGGGCGGAACGGGUCAUUGCUCGGCGCUACACGACCGGCGGCGCCCUUUACUCCUCCGCCUCGGUGGAUCGAGAAGCCAGAGUGAUCUCGUCGUCGUCCUCCUCCAGGGAGCGAGCGGGCGCGCAGGCACCCCGGUUCUUCACUUCUUCCAGGCAUUCAGGUAAGCGGAGAACAGCCUAACCCCAAACGGGUCUCGCCCUUCCUGCCCCAUCGCAGCUUGAGUCAGAGCUCCUUUGCAGGGGGCAGGGGAAAGAACACGACUGUCGCUGUCCAUGUGCAAAGCGCCACCCCCCCACCCAGUUGCUACCUGGGACUGAGAUCUCAAGGCUUGGAUUCCAGGUAAGCUUGAAUGAGCCUCCGCCUUCCCUUGAUGAUGCGCGCCUCCUCAACGCGAUGGUGCUAUCUUCUGCUUUCCUCAUCUCUAGUAGUUUCGCAUAGUAAAGGAGAAGGCUUUAAAAUAGGACCAUCCCUGCUCACCGCUCUUACAUUGAUGCAGUGGUCAUCGUUUGAACUCAGGACAGAAGGUUUACCCUCUGGUUUACUUUGACCUAAUGACUUCAAAAUGACUUUGAAAUCAGUGCUGCUUUUAACUUUACUUCCAGAUGACUGUUAGAAAUGUAAACAGCCAGGCUGACUUGAUGCUUCCCAAACAUAUUGCAAGUGGUAGCUGGGUUUUAGGCCAUUUUAAAAUGCAAAUUAACCUGUUGCUUUGCUUACCGUCGCUCAUGGUUUCGGUGUGUUCCCUUGCUGCUCCGGCUGUUCUGACAAGCCUUAUUUCUCUGUCUGGCUCUCCACAGCCCUGGUUUUGUUGUGUCUAGUACAGAGCGUGGUGUUUGAUCCUCAGCAGAUCUCCCUAACUUUCCCUGCCUUGUCCUGAAAAGUUCCAGGGUAUGCAAGGCUCAUUCACUUUCAGGCUCUCCAAGUGCCUAUUGAGCUGUUAAUUGGUACAGGUCUUCUGAGGCUAAAACCUCAAGGCACCAGCCUUCCAGCUUUAUGUACAUAGCAGCCGGAGUUCCAGGAGAGUCUGCUGUUGUCUUUCGUUGUGGAGGCAAAUAGACCCCAAAGAAAUCCUUUUUGCAAUCAUAAAGGGAGAAGCAACACUGGCUCUUGGCAUUUCUGUUCUCUGUGUUCCCUGGCAGAAGGCACCCAUCUCCUGCACUGGCUUAGUUUUUAAAAGGUGGAGGUUUCUUUCAUGUGUUCUCAGAUCAUAACCUGGCCCCUGGCAUUUAUUACUUCCAUUUUGCUUCUGGCUCCACGUUGAUCAAGAUAAAAAAUGUAUCUGUUGUUUAGAAAGUGUGUGUUUCCACCCAACUAUUCUGGUUACUCUUUUUAACACUGAGAAAGAGGCAAAGCCUUCCUAAACAACUAUAGUUAACAUUUUUUAGGGGCAAAACACAGUUGACACCAACCCACCACAUUCCUAGAUUUUUAGACAGAGGAAGUGAUUAAGUAAGUACUUAGUUUUAGUGGCGGCUUUUGUCAAACUUUUCCAUCUUGAUAAUUUCUUUUCUCUUUUAGUGCCUAAGUGGCUGGAAGUGGAAAGUGAUGGUUUGCAAAUAAGAGGCACAAUGCACAGAAUGCUAGGUGUACCCAAGUCCCACUAAAAUACAUCAAAUGAAGGCAGUGGAUUUGAUCCAACGGACGGCUUGUGUAAACUGAAGGAGCUCCUGCUCACCAGACAAGGCUGUCCUUAUUUUGGCUGGUCCUCCUCCAGCUGUGACCACCCCAGGUCUCAUAUCACACCAUUCCUAAGGGUCUUUGGAUGUCAGGAUCGGGAGGCUGCAAUGAGAUGGAGGCAACAAACUCCAUCUGGAGUUCAUAGGACCCAGCAUAGAGUGAUUUAUGUGAUUUUUUGCUUCAGUUCUGACUCAUUGGAACAUACAUGAGUCUGUCUUUGGAUUGUACCCGAAGACAAUAGUCAUUUUCUUUCCCAAGAGCUGCAUCUACAUGAGGACAAAUCUGUGUGAGUUCAGUUGUACAUUGUAUAGUCGUCAAUGCAUAACUGAUAUAUCUGGUCUGUACAAUGCCUUUGGGAAGUUUUCUGUCAGAUGCAAGCAAGUGAGCCAUCUGCACUGUAGGCAAGGUGCUUUGGCUGUACAGUGGUACUUUGGGUUACAGACGCUUCAGGUUACAGACUCCGCUAACCCAGAAUAGUACCUCGGGUUAAGAACUUUGCUUCAGGAUGAGAACAGAAAUCGUGCUCCGGCGGCACAGCAGCAGCGGGAGGCCCCAUUAGCUAAAGUGGUGCUUCAGGUUAAGAACAGUUUCAGGUUAAGAAUGGACCUCCAGAACAAAUCAAGUUCUUAACCCGAGGUAGCACUGUUAGUAGAGGUGCAGCCACUGAUGUAAAUUAAAAAAUGGAUGCACAUUUUAAUUACAUAUACUUAUUCCACCUUUUUUUUCGUUGCUAAAGUAAUUUAAUUAUUGUUAAAUUCCCAGAUAUGUUCAACAGGUACAGAAGAGUUUGUUUUUAAGUGAUAUAAAACUCAUUAAAGUUUUUCUUUUCUGGAGAUAAACUAUAGAGAAGCUAAUACAACUUACACUUUCAUGGCCUUAUGCAGUUUACACAAAGAUGGCUGAAUUUGUAUAUUUUGCUAAUACAGCGAAAUAUUAAAAAUCUCAUGAUAUUCUAAGAUACCAUGCUCACAAAAGCACAUUUCCUUUCCCAGUAAGUCCAAGGCCCUCUGACACUGCUUUUACCAUUAUGCUUGGCAUGAAGCUGCUACUCAAGAGCCACAGCAUUCAAGUAAAAUUUGACAAAUGUUAAGUAAGUUUAGUCAUAAAUUACCACUAUCAUCUGGUAGAAUAUUUUCUGCAAACACACACACAAUCAAUAUCACAGAAAUGGUUACGUCCAAAUAUGAAAUUUUAUAUAACAACCUAUCAUUGAAGGAAUGCUCAGUUUCAAUUGCCAAUAAAUUGCUUUUUCUUUUUACUUAUUCCACAUUUUUAGUUGAUUACAUAUUAUCUACUCUGUAUGCCUUUUAGUUUGUCCUUUUUCUGAUAUAAUAUCAGGAAGAUAGUAAGAGACAUAAUCAGCUCAUCGAGCUAAAUUAGCAUAAACAUGGCAUGAAGAAACUAUGGAUUUUGACAAUUAUUUGUGAGUUAUUACAAUUGAGAUUAGAAGCCAUUGUUUUUAAACAACUUCCAUUAUUUUAUAUGUGAAGAUUUCAGGCUACAAUGAGAAAUUACAACAAUUGGCCAUUGAUGAAGAACAAUUCAUUAGAUCGUUGGAGGCUGCAGAGUGGAGGGGAAACUGCUGAGAAUUGCCACUCUGGCUUUUUCUGCUGACAAAUAGCUUCCAUUUUCAGACAGACAACAUUGGUCACCACCUAUAUGUACAGUAUUACACUGGGUUUCCAAUUUCAUUCCAUUUAACUUUAGAAUUGUUCUGGAAUGUUUACCGAUCUCAUGCUUUUAUCUUCAAACAGCACAUGUUCAACCUUUUUUUCCUUUGUUUUAAAGAAAGGACUACUUGGAUAUAUAGUGUGUACUAGAAAAGUCUUCAAAGAUUGUGAGUGGCAUAAAUCUGAAACCACUAUUUUAUUCUUUAAUCAAAGUUUAUAUUGGAGCAGCUAAAUGAACUCCUGUAAUGUGACCUUUUCAUGUACAUCAGGGGCUCCCAUUCGGGUGGUCCAUGGCAUGUCUUUGGAUUUAUGGCUGAAGACCACAAGUGGUGCAUCCAUUGCAUUAAAUAUCUGUCCAGUAUUGAUUUUUAAUUGUAUUUUUAUUGCUUCUUUUAUUUAUUUUCUUUUAUUGCAAUUUGAAUUCCACAGAAUUCAAAGGAGCAAUAUAAAUAAAAUAAAAAGCCACAAUUUUUUUUGCUCAUUGACCUCUCAGCUCCACCUUUCUAACUGGUCCUAUGCAUGAAAUAGGUAGCAUACCUGAGGAAGCUACAGCAGAGGCCCUGGAUUUCAGUUUUCUACAUAUCAACCUAAAUUUUGGUUCUAGAACCACAUUUUAUUUGUUCCUGUCAUUGAUGUUGACAUGUGGAAUGACUGCUGAUGCCUCCCUAGCUUUAUCUGCCAACCUAUCUAGAUGAAGUAUGAUAUCUGUUACCUUCAUGCCAGGCAUGCAGGAACAUCAUUGUGCCAUCUCCAUGGCCAUGACAAAUCCAGCUGUCUGUUUCCAUUAUAAUCAGAUCACUCACUAUCAGUAGAACCUGGGUCCCUGGUGGUGGAUUCCUGGCACAAGAGGAUAGUUGUUUGUUCCCUCAUGGAUAGUUCCUCUCUGAUUCUCAUUCUCUGUGACAAUAGAGUCCAUGGUAAUGAAAUGCUUUUGGCAUGUCUUUAAAGACCUCAUCCACAAACUUCUCUGCCUCUCUGUUUCUCCAGGUUGACUACUUUGGCCUUAAGGGAUCAAACUUGUUCCCUGAGAGGCAAGAAUUCAUUGCACUAAUUACACUCUCAAGGCUUCUGUCCAGCAGGUACAUGUGCCAUUCUGUGCAACACACGUGAUACAAUGGCUUUUUGUUGUUCACUUGAGAAUUUGUAAUUUGUAAUAUUACAUUUUUAAUUGUAAUAUUAAAAUGGGAAAGAGUGGACUGUCUGUACCAGUCUCCUCACCCUGUUGCUAAACUCACACAGGUGCCCAAUUUGCUUGUUUGUUUUUCUUUGAUACUUUUUCUCAGUGGGUUUGAGGCAUUUUCUCAUCGGGGGCUUCCUCUCCUGCAGUUUAUCUUGCUUGCAUGAUUCCUUGCCCAUCUGCCCCACCCAAUUGUAUGACAUACCUUAUCGACAAUAUGCAACAAAAUCCUUUGCUUUCAAAAACAAUGAAGAAUUUUGUGGUACUUUAAAGACUAGCACAUCUGGUAUGAGAUAACCUGGUAUGGAUGGGAGUGCAAUUCAUCAUAUGCAACACUUCAUCACAUAUCUGAUGAAGUGGACUCUCGUUUAUGAAAUCUAAUGCUACAACAAAUCUGUUAGUCUUUAACUGUAUAUAGUUUGUGGAUUUACUAUGCCAUACUUCAUUGCCCAUUCCUGCCAACAUGAAUUCUAGCAAGCGUAGUAUUUUUUUAAAAAAUGAUAUUUAUUAAAGUUUCACAUGAAAAGAAUCACAUUAAUAAAAAAGAAGAAUUUAAGAAUAAAAAGAAAAAUACACAAUACAAAAUACAAAAAGAAAAAAGAAAAAAUAGUUAAAAACAAUUCCGUCUUUUCAUCACUUCUUUUACAUUUACUUGUUUCCCGGACCUCCUCAUACCUCCCUCUUUUGUAUUCCAAUUCAGUUUGUUAGUCCAGCAAUUUCUUUCCCUCCUUUUUAAUCCCAAUCUUUAAUCUUAAUAUAUUAUAACAUUAAAUUUUUACCUAUUAAAAACCAAUUUUUUCAUUCUUUUAACCUUUUUAAUCCUAAUCCUUAAUCUUGAUAUAUUAUAACUUUAAAUUUUACCUUUUACAUAUUAAAAACCAAAUUUUCCAUGUUUUUUUUGUGUGUGCCUGUGCAGCUAGAGGCCACUUAACUUCAAUCCAACAUCACUCUAACAUUCAUUAAUUUUGCAAUAUUUCUGUAAAUAAUCUUUGAAUUUCUUCCAAUCUUCUUCCACCGACUCUUCUCCCUGGUCACGGAUUCUGCCAGUCAUUUCCGCCAAUUCCAUGUAGUCCAUCAUUUUCAUCUGCCAUUCCUCCAGUGUGGGUAGAUCUUGUGUCUUCCAAUACUUUGCGAUGAGUAUUCUUGCUGCUGUUGUAGCAUACAUAAAAAAAGUUCUGUCCUUCUUUGGCACCAAUUGGCCGACAAUGCCCAAAAGAAAGGCCUCUGGUUUCUUCAGGAAGGUAUAUUUAAAUACCUUUUUCAAUUCAUUAUAUAUCAUUUCCCAGAAAGCCUUAAUCUUUGGGCACGUCCACCAAAGGUGAAAGAAUGUACCUUCAGUUUCUUUACAUUUCCAGCAUUUAUUAUCGGGCAAAUGAUAGAUUUUUGCAAGCUUGACUGGGGUCAUGUACCACCUGUAUAUCAUUUUCAUAAUAUUCUCUCUUAGGGCAUUACAUGCCGUAAACUUCAUACCUGUGGUCCAUAACUGUUCCCAGUCAGCAAACAUGAUGUUAUGUCCAACAUCUUGUGCCCAUUUAAUCAUAGCAGAUUUCACCGUUUCAUCCUGAGUAUUCCAUUUCAGCAGCAAGUUAUACAUUCUUGACAAAUUCUUAGUUUUGGGUUCUAACAGUUCUGUUUCUAAUUUUGAUUUUUCCACCUGGAAACCAAUUUUCUUAUCCAAAUUGUAUGCCUCCAUUAUCUGAUAAUAAUGAAGCCAGUCUCGCACUUUGUUUUUUAGUUUUUCAAAACUCUGCAAUUUCAAUCUGUCUCCAUCUUGUUCCAAAAUUUCCCAAUAUUUUGGCCAAUUGGCCUCCAUAUUGAGCUUUUUCAAGGCUUUCGCUUCCAUUGGUGACAGCCACCUUGGAGUUUUGUUUUCCAAUAAAUCCUUGUAUCUUAUCCAAACAUUAAACAGUGCUUUCCUGACAAUAUGGUUUUUAAAUGCUUUAUGUGCUUUGACCUUGUCAUACCACAGAUAUGCAUGCCAUCCAAAUACGUUGUUAAAGCCUUCUAAAUCCAAAAUGUCAGUGUUUUCAAGAAGCAGCCAUUCUUUCAACCAGCAAAAAGCUGCUGAUUCAUAGUAAAGUUUAAGGUCUGGCAGGGCAAAUCCACCUCUAUCCUUUACAUCUGUUAGUAUUUUAAAUUUUAUUCUGGGCUUCUUGCCCUGCCAGACAAAACUAGAAAUAUCUCUCUGCCACCUCUUGAAACAGUCCAUUUUGUCCACGUAGUAUUUUUCAUCCUCUUUAUUCAUUGACCAGAAGGUUUUUUAAAAACAAAAACAAAAAGUUCUUCUCACAGUAAGUUGAAGACAUUUCCAUUCCAAAGCAAAAAAACCUUCUUGGUGUGCUUGGUUGAUAUUUCUGACUCUGGAUGGAACUGCCUUCAGUUCACUCUGAUAAGCUAUCUCAUUUGCCACAUUUCCUGUAAAAAUGGUGGGCCCAUGCAUGACCAGAGGUCUUGACUGCACAGAGCUGAAAACUUGGGGAAAGCCCUCUGCUUUUGCAGAAAUGCUCGGCUGCCAUAUCCUUCCCAUCCCAUUGCCCCUCAUAAGUUUGGGAAAAAUACAGUAAAGGAGAUGAUGAUAGAAAUUGGCAGAUGAAAGAGCUGGUGGGUCUUGUCAUGCAUUGGAGAAUUUUUAUCAUAAGCUGAAUACUUUUCUAAGCAUUCUCAAGGCUUGGGGGAAACCCAAACCAAUUCUGAAUUGAAAUGAUUAAUUGCAUGCGGAUGCCCCACCAAUGAUUAAGAAUUGUAAAGCAUGGUGUAUUCUGAAGUUUGCUAUUCUGUGAAACAUACAAUUGGUAGUGUAUAGUUAUACUUCUUAGGUUCCUUAGUUACUCUUUAUUUUCCCUGAUGACUCUCUUAAAUUAAUAGCCCUAAAACCACAGAGGUGGUGUCUACUUGAUAGAAACUGUGAGAAGGUAAUCACAUGUUUUAGAAAAAGGAGCACAAAUGUAUAUUCUUUUGAUGCUUGAAUCACAGCACCUGUUGUUUUUCUUGAAUUCCCAUAGUAUGAGUCUUAUUAAAUAGUUAUUGAGUUGCUUCUUGCUUUGAUUUCCCUUACUAUGACUGAGACCUAAUUUAUUUGCCCUACUUUUAUAAUGUCAGUUUCGAACUGUGGGGCUGACAUGCUAUCCCUCAUUUCACUGGCAAACAUCCCAGUCCAGCAAAAUAUACUACAAGCAAGCAUAGCAGAUACUAAUUGGACUAAUGGCUUCAAACUAAAUCUCUCACAGUUCAGUUCCUAAAUAAGCAACUGACCCAAUAUGUGUAGGUUUCUUGCUGAUAGAAGGUUUUAAAUUGAGAGAAAACAUAACAUUUUUCAUCAUCUGAUAUGCUGGACAGUGGUUUGCAUAAAUAAAUGCAUCAAUCAUCCUUUAUUUCUCUUGCCUUUCUGACUCUGCUCUAACUUCGUUUGUUGUUAUUUUUGCCUCCUCUGUGUCUCAUAUCCUCAGGGGUAGCUUGGGGGGCAUGGGAAGCUGCAGUGAGUUGGGGAAACAGCAAAAAACUGGGAGCCCCACCUUGCAGAAGCAGAAAUGCUUAGUGCUUACUCAAAGCCACCACUGGAUACAACCCAAUAAUAGUAGUCUUAACAAUAAUAUGAAACAUUUGGACCAUAAGGUCCGUUGCUCAAAUUACAAGGGAACCAGAAGGAGCUUGGGUCACUUAACUUUUGUGGAGACUUCCUUAGUUACCAUUCACUAUUUAUGGGGUGGGUGCUUGAUGAUUUGAUUAACAUUGGAAUAAGCAAUAACCACUGAGUGCAAAUGCACCUGCACUGGAUACUAGAGUCUCAAGGCAGAGAAAAUGAAACAGAUGCAGAACAAAGUGUUAUUAAAUGUCACAUACAAUUUUGGACACUGGGUGCCAGUGACUACAUCAAAAGAUACAGUGAUAACGGGGGGGGGGGGGGGAGAAUAGAUUCAGGCAGUAAUAUUUGCCUUUGAAACAGGAGAUAUAAUCAGAGCAGCAGCCAGAUAUGCAUUCAUGGAUUGCACUCCCUCACUUGGAUUUGAUGCAAAGGAAAGACAAGUAUUGGAGUCAUAGAAUUCUGAUGAUCCCAUACUUCACUCUCCCUCUGCCCCAUUGAUUUCAUGCAGAUGAGAGGUGGGUAAUCAUUUGGCUACAUGAGCAACAUCCUUCUCAAGAUCUGCCUCCUAGGUCAAAUUUGAUAAGUGUUUAGUGUCUUUCUGGCAUCUGUAUCGGGGGGACAAGGGAGGAGUGUACCUUUGGGGGUGAAGACAAACUGUUGGAAGGUUGAAGUCCCUGCUGUGGCUGUAGAGACUGAUACGGAAAAGACAUGUUUUGUUGCUGGUGGGGCAGAUGAAGGCGUCCGGUUGUGCUGCUACAGAUGCCUCAUGGUAUUUCUUCACUCUGCACUCUUCCCAGUGGUCAUACACUGUGGUUUUCAAGCCUCCCUGCAGUGCCAUUUAAAUUUUUCAGUUGCAAAGGCUUAGAAAGGAAGUGGAGGGAACCAAAGUCUCCCCAUGCUUCCAUUUCAAGCCUCCAGAAUCAGGAACUCAUAGGGAGUGGAGAAACUUGUAGAAGACUUAAAAAUAGCCCCUAUGUUCUCAUUUGAGCCUCCAGAGGCUCAAACGGGAGUAUAGGGGCUACAUUACUUUGUGGAAGCUUCUUUAAAGCAUCUGUCACAUGCAAGGUGCUUCAAAGGGUGCGUUUGCACAGGGCUUUUAUCCUCGCUCAGUGGAUGACAGCCUGUGCAGGAUUAAAUCCUGUCCUUCUGCCCAUCAUCUGAUGGGCAGGGAAGCAUGGGUUCAGGAAAAAGGUCUCACAAGCCCAAUUGGAUCCCCUGGUGAGCCAAGACUGGCCCAUGGGCUAGAGGUUCUCAACCUCAGUGUACAUGUUAAAAGGCAUGGGGGACAAAAUUGAAGCUAAAAAGUCUACUCUCAUGGAAAGGAUGAAAAAAUUGAUUAUUACCACCACCAUCACCACUGCUACUACUACUAUUAAUUGCUUAUACCCCUCCCACCCAACUGGGAUGCCCCAGCUGCUCUGGGCAGCUUCCAACAUAACAUAAGCACAGUGAGACAUCAAACAUUACAAACUUUCUAAUACAGGGAGUAAGGGACGUGGGUGGUGCUGUGGGUUAAACCACAGAGCCUAGGACUUGCCGAUCAGAAGGUCGGCGGUUCGAAUCCCUGCGACGGGAUGAGCUCCCGUUGUUCGGUCCCAGGUCCUGUCAACCUAGCAGUUCGAAAGCACAUCAAAGUACAAGUAGAUAAAUAGGUACCGCUCCGGCGGGAAGGUAAACGGCGUUUCCGUGCCCUGCUCUGGUUCGCAAGAAACGGCUUAGUCAUACUGGCCACAUGACCCAGAAGCUGUAUGCCGGCUCCCUCGGCCAAUAAAGUUAGAUGAGUGCCGCAACCCCAGAGUUGGUCACGACUGGACCUAAUGGUCAGGGGUCCCUUUACCUAAUACAGGGAGUAAGUAACCUGGGAAAAAGUACAAUAAAACCUGGCGGGAAAUAGAGAUGUGCUUUGGAUAUGGAUGAAUUCCAAGCCAAGGCAGGGUGCUUCUGAGAGAUUUUGAGUUUGUCUGAGAUGAAGCAGGAUGUGUGCAAAGCUGCAUAAGUCAAAGCAGGGACCCUUGAAAUGCCCUGUUGUGCCUCAGCAAGCCAUACAUAAAAAGCAAUUAGUAAAUGUCUCCAAGCUUACCAUAUAAGGGAAAGACCAAGCUAUGGCAGGAGGAGGGAGAGGGAGCAGCUUUGCAAAAUUAAAAGACUUGUCUCUAGCUUAAGAAAAAUUACAGGCUCAAGAAGGUGGAAUUAGCUUGUAAUCAGAGGGAAUGAUUUUGCCCACUCCAGAAUCACCUAUACAGCCUGCCUAGCACAAAUGCCCUGGGUCUUAUCUGUCUGCAGUUUGGCAAGUGUCUUACUCUAGGGUAUCUCUCCCUAUCUCUUCAAUUUUCAGACCAAUUGCCCACAAAAUACUAUGGAAGUUUAAGAUAUUCCUCUUUAUAAAUCCAGAAACUAUAAUGGCUGCAAUUUCAGGAAAAUUACUACAGUUAUCCAUCUAAAAUUUGUCAGGAUUCAUGUGCUCAGAAGAUGUGACUUUGCCUGCAAAUUUCAUCCAAUUCUAACCUAAAAUAAAAAUAUCAUAUGGGAAUUUUCUUUUUUUUUUAAAAAUAAAAAAUUAAAUGUGCCUAGCACAGAUAUCCCUAUACUCAUUUGUCUGUAAUUUGGUAGGCUUUAUCUGGGUGGGUGAAAAUAUAAGAGCUUGACAUUGCUAUUGAAUUCUGGAAAAGUUACAGAUAUUCUUGGAUUUGCCAGUAGUGAAUGGAGGUGGGUGUGGAGAGAAAUGAAAUAGACAUAGACUGAACUUGAGUCAAAAUCAAGUGGCUAACAAAACACCACAGGCCAAGGUGGACUGUUUCCCAACACACCAAUUUGAGAUCUGAAUUUUGUGAUCAGUGUGUUGCCCAUAGACAAAUAAUUUUGAAGGGCAAGGUAUGCUUUUUACAAUACAUGGAAAUUAAUUAGACCCAAUCAAUAUGUAGGGAAAUAAGUGAUGGACCGAUGAACAAUUUCAUACCAGAUUUGCGGUUGAACAGAGGCCCUUGCUAUUGAACAUUUACUUUCAGGUCAUCAGUUUGAAUAAAUCUAUCUUAGAAGAAGGCCUAUGAACAAACUGUUGAAUGAGCAAAAUCAAAACAUUGAUUUUACUCAGUGCUUUAGAUAUGAACAAACAUGUAAGAGUGACAGGCCUCUCUGCCUUAAGGCAUUUUAAUCUGAUUAAGAGAAUGGCAAUAAACAAAGAAUAGAAAAUGAUCAGAUAGAAUAAGGGUUGUAUCAGCACGAGGCCACCCUUAUGUUUUUGGUGACUGUAUCUACUGAUGUAUGUUUAUCAGUGAUGGCAUUCUUGCAACACGUUCAAUUAAGUUUGGAAUGAAAUAAGCAGCAAUGUAGAUGAUUGUGUUAGAAAACUUUCCAGAAAAGGAAUAAUAUAGGGAUGGACUUAAGGGACUAAAUUAUUUUGAGAGGAUGAUAAACACCUGGUUUAAAUGUACAGUAACAUGUUAUUAAACUGAGCUACACAUGAGACAUGUGCCUGUGCAAUCCAUUCCUGCACUGCCUGUACCCUUCUCUCCAUGCCAUGAUUUAAGACUUGUUCAGAUAAUAAGUAAUGGGCUUCUGUUAUGACCAAACUGGGCCAACUAGAAACUGACACCAGCUCAUGUUUUCAAAGACUGGUUUGAUCUAAACCUGGCAACCAUGGUUGCGUGGUGAGUUUCCCCCUCCCCCCUCAGAAAUAAAGACACGAGACACAAGAAUUCAAGUUAAUGAGUCAAAUUAGGCCACAACUUUAUUGAUUACAGGAAUUGAGCGGUAUUGGCUUAGGCAUUGGUCCUAACAACUAACUGGCUUCAGCCCGCUUGCUUGAAGACUGGUGAGGGUUAACCACCAGUAGGGGCAGUCCUAAAUAGCGGGUGAGUCCUAAGCAUUUAGAGCAAAAGCAAAACAAAUAAAAACUGUUUAGUGUUCAUACUAGAUGGUUAUUAAUCAAGAUGCUCCUAGAACAAAGGCCUUCUAUGAAAAAGCUGUUUCCCCCCCUCCUUUGGAAGGAAGGGUGGGAUGUAAAUUGAAUUAAUAAUUUUGGGCAGUAGUCAACUAAGUUUAACUCAGAGUUGACCCAUUGGAAUGAAUGAAAAUGUCUAAGCCCAUUAAUUUCAGUGGGUCUAUUCUGAGUAAAAGUUAGUGGUUUGGAAAUGUGACAAAAUGCAUAUUUUUGUCAUGUCAUAGCAAAAAAGUAAAAGGAAAAAUAACAAUAAAAAGCAACAACUAUAAUACGGAUAUGUAAACUGUGGAUGCCGUCCUGGGAACUUUGAAAAAGGUUUUUAUCACUUAUCUGAUUUAGUAGAUUUCUGAAUUGGAAACAUUUAUUUGUAGACCAGGGGUCACCAACCUUUUUGGACCAGUGAAUGCUUGGUCUUUAGCUCUGGCAUAAUAGAAGACAUACGUGAACCUCUUAACAAUGUUUUUACAUUUGCCUUCUUGGGGAUUGGGAGGGCAGGCCUUUAACACCCACCUACACCUAGUGUGUAGUAGUAUUUGCAGAAAAUCACCUAUAAGGGACUACCUAAUCGUAGACAAAACCAUCACAGGAAAGAUGCAUCCUAGUUGCUAGGGGGAAAGGAAGGGCAAAGUGGAGAUUCUAAGCACUAGAAAAUAAGACAGAUUCAGGAAAAGUGCACUAAAAGGGAGGGGAAAGCAUAGGACCCUAGGGAUUACUAUUGCCUGGUGUCCAAACAACUAACUUUUCAUUUACGGCUCUGACUUACUGGCUAAGAACACUAACAAGCAGAAGCAGCAAGUCUAGUUCAUUUCACAGAAAUUGCUUAGAAGGGUACCUGUAAAUUGUUCUCCAUGACUUUCCUUCAAGGAGGGCUAGAGACUUGCUUUCUCUUUUAAAUGAAAGUUCAGAGUUUGGAGGCCUUUCUGGGAUGCCAGUGAUGGUUUUCAUGAGUGCAGUGAAUGUCACUGGAUUGGUGACUCCUGAUGCAUACAUUUUCUGGCUGCUUCCCUUCAUAUUCCUGCCCAGUGAUCCUUAGAGAUGGAGUACACAGUCAGCUCAAGUUUUACAUCUAUUCCUAAACCACUAACCACAGGGAAGAAAAAAUAAAUUUAAAUGUACGUCCACAUGGAGAAUUUCUGGUAGAUGCAAAAUAGCAUGCUGGGGGGAAAGGCUCUAUCAUAGCCUAUCUUUCUAAAUGAUAGUAUAUACAGGGAGUUCAGACAUUCAGUCCCUCACCUUCAUCUCUAUUGUAUCACAAACUGGUUCAUAAGUGCAAAUCAAUGCUUUCUAAUGCAGAUAGGCUUCAAGGAACUCUUUGAUAUUUUUAACCACAGAAGUGCAGCUGUAAUCCCUCCUAAUUCAUUCUAUAGUGCUACAAACAAUUAUUAUUAUUAUUAUUAUUGUUAUUAUUAUUAGUAGUAAUCAGCUUUAAUAAUAAUAUCAGUGGGUAUUAUAAUAGAUGCUCAUAGUUUGAGCAUAUUCACUGUUACCAACCAAGCCUGCAUGACCUCCGGAUCAUAUAUUACACAUAUACACAUAUAUCACUGUGGAGUUGAUAUUUCAAGGUUUUAGGCUGCUAACUAGAGCAUGUCACAGGGAAGCAGAGCUAUAAUUUUAUUACUAGGGACAAUUAGCAAAAACCCACUGAGUCUCAAUUUGGAUUCAAAGGUUGAAACACUCUUCAAAAGAGAGAAGUAUAAGUUUCCUCCAUUUCACAGUGCCCAAGAGUCUGGAGUCAGUUCUGUAUGUCUGGAACAGUGAAUCACGAAUCCCUGAAUGUAAGACACGGUAUACCUUUCUGUGCUUGCAAACUGUGUGUCAAUCAGAAUUUCUUAGGUUCUUAUAGCUAUGAUUGGGGGGUGGGAAAGGAGGUACCAAAUGGCAAGCCUUUGUAGGUCAUCCUCAAGACAUGCACAGCUCAGCAUGGGCUACUCUGAAGAGACCUCAAAAUAUAACUUUAGAAACUAACAAGUAUGCCUAGAGUGAGAACACAGUUCUGUAUCUUGUUUACCUGUAUGAAAACAACACAGAGGGUGUUCUACACAUAGAGAGCAGCAAGAUGGAAAGAAAGAAAGAAAGUAAGAAGACUAAAUAGCAGACAAUGUGUCUGUUGUACCAGGGGAAAUAAAGUAAUGGAGGGAUAAAAGAAACAUUUAAAUCAGUUUGAAUAGUCCAUUAAAAUUAACAGCUAAAUAUUGGAUUAAGGGACGUGGGUGGCGCUGUGGGUUAAACCACAGAGCCUAGGACUUGCCAAUCAGAAGGUUGGCGGUUCGAAUCCCUGUGACAGGGUGAGCUCCCAUUGCUCGGUCCCUGCUCCUGCCAACCUAGCAGUUCGAAAACAUGUCAAAGUGCAAGUAGAUAAAUAGGUACCGCUCUGGCGGGAAGGUAAAAGGCGUUUCCGUGUGCUGCUCUGGUUCGCCAGAAGCGGCUUAGUCAUGCUGGCCACAUGACCCGGAAGCUGUACACUGGCUCCCUCGACCAAUAAAAGCGAGAUGAGUGCCGCAACCCCAGAGUCGGCCACGACUGGACCUAAUGGUCAGGGGUCCCUUUACCUUUACCUUAAACAUUGGAUAGAGCAAAGCUGCAAUCAUAUACACACUUGCAUAGAAUUCAGGUGACUUCUCAGUAAACAUGCAUAGGAUUGUGAUGGGUGUGGACUGUUUCACCACCGCAGUAGGAUAAUAUAGAGGGGAAUGGAAAGCUGGAGAUAUUAGCUUAAGGUUAACAUAUAUAAACUUGGAUCAUUGGCUGAUGUACCCAAAGUGCUAUCUAUAUUGACUGGUGAGAGCUUUGAAAGCUCUUUCUCAGCCCUGCUGUCUGAAAUCACGGAUAACUCUAGAAGCUUGGACUUUCUGAAUGGAAAACUUGCACUCAGCUAGUCAGCUGCAAGAAAUGUGUGUGGAUGUUUUCGUCCUGGAUUGGUGCAGUAAGGAAAAGAGGAAGCAAAGACAGAAUUUUUAUAAAUGGCAGCACAGAACAUGAUCAUCAAAACAACAAGAUGUUAACCUAUAGGGACAAGGGAGGAAGCCUACAGAGGCAGAAAAGGAAUUUGAUUGAACUGAACUGCACAAUGUCUGGCUGAAAGGCAUGUUUUUGAUACGUAGCCAGGCAAAUGAAUGAAUGUACACUGAUUGAUGUGGACCAUUUAUUCUUAGAAAUAUUCAUUACUAAUUUGAGUAACAAUUGCUUGCCAAAGGAAAAGAAUCUCUGCUGUGUUGUUAAUAUUAUUUAGGGCUACAGUUUCCACUGCUGCCUGUCAAAUAUUUUCACGUAGGCACAAUCCAACACGGACUCAGUCAAGAGGCUUCAGGAUAAUUAUAUGUAGGAUGCUAAAUAUGUUCAUUAGGCUUGAACUGAAAGCAUAUGUGGUACUUUUUGCAAACACUUCUUAUUUUUAGGGUUUCAAGGCAACAACCCUAGAGAGACCGGCAUUCAGAAUAAAGACAAUGUGAGGGGAAAUUGUCUUAGGUUGCCAUAAGUGCAUCCUGGGAUCUUUUUUGGAGGGAGGGGUUGUUUAAAUAGCAGGCACUUUUUAUUUUUAUGUGCCUAUUGGGGAAAGCAUUUAGAAACUUGACCCUGUGACCAUUCAUCCCUCCUGCCAAAGAAAUAUCAGUCAUGUGCCUCCCCUCCUACUGCAAGGUCUUUUAUUCCACCUUUCAGGAAACAAUAGUAUUAUGCAUUUUCAAACUCCCUGAAUACCUAAAUGCUAAUCAUUCACUGAAGUUUGUACUACUAAAAAGUGUUGUGAAUGUCAGCUUAACUUGAUUUCUAACUUAAGCUUCCUAUCAUGUGUGACUGUUCUACAACCCCCCACAUAUGGAUUACUUCAUGGCUUAGGGCUGUAAUUAUCUGCUUGAGCCUCCAGCUGCUUGUCCCACAAUCAAGCAAAUUAAAUCAUUACAAAUCCAAUAUACCUUACUAUGCUGAUCCUACUAAGUUGCUGAGAACCUAUAUAAAGCAUUGUGCAAUCCUACACAAUCUUGUUCUCAUCUUAAGUGGUGUCUCUAUAUUCCCAAAUGUUUUACAAAACAAUAAAAUAUUUCUCUAACAGUUGCAUUUAUUUUAGAAUAAUGUUGUUCAAAAGACCAAAUAGCCAUUAAACAAAUGUUUGUAGCCAUCAAACAAAUGGCUUUUUCCAUUCUUUUAAUCAAGCAAUGUGCUUCAGAAUAUAACAUCUUCAAAAUAUAUAUUUAAUAUUAAGUAGCACAUUUGUAGAAUAUGGUAAAACUCAUGGUGUACAAUUGACCGAGAAAUGCUGCUGAGAAAGUCCAAAUGAAAUUACAUUGGUACCUCAGGUUAAGAACUUAAUUCGUUCUGGAGGUCCAUUCUUAACCUGAAACUGUUCUUAACCUGAGAUACCACUUUAGCUAAUGGGGCCUCCUGCUGCCGCUGCGCUGCCACUGCACAAUUUCUGUUCUCAUCCUGAAGCAAUGGUACUAUUUCUGGGUUAGCGGAGCCUGUAACCUGAAGCGUCUGUAACCCGAGGUACCACUGUAAUAGGAGUACUGCAAAGAUUUCAGGCUUAGUCUUCCAAGUUCUGCACUCGCACAAGUUCCAAAAAAAAUGAGGAAAGAUUGGAUAAAUGCCUAGGGUCUCUUAUGCUGUGGAAGUGAUCUAUACACAAUGAACUGCUGCUAGCUUCUGCUGCUUGCUGAAUGGAAGCUGCUGGCCCUGACUUGCAGAAACCUGUAGGUGGACCAGAAUGAUUUGACCCAUCCUAUAACCUCUAAUGGUUAUUUUGUUGAAUGUUUUUGAAACCUGGGUCAAAUGACCUGGUAGAAUUUAUUCUGCUGGAUAUGGAUGUUCAUAUGUUCUCUUGUUUUGCUUUUUAACUUAUUAGAGGCAGUAUAACACUACAAACAGAAGCCAAUUCUGUUCUGCCUCCACACUGCUACAUAUUUGCCUCCUGUCUAGGAAUGGACUGAAGUGUUUAUUCCAAAUUUGUCACCCCAUUCUGAAGGCAGUGAAUUCCAGGUAGAUGUUUCAGAGGCUGUGGUUUUGCACCCAUAAUAGUUUUUUGGAGGAAGGGCUUACCGUAGCAGUGAAAGCGUGAAUUCACCCCCCUUUUUUCUUUUUUUUUCUUUCUUCAUGGCCCCUCUUCUCCCUUGAGGUUUGGUAUUUGCCCCCAAAUGCCCCUGAAAAAUAUGGGAGAAGCCUGAAAUGAAAGUUUGAGGACCUGAUUCUGCUGUAGACAGAAACAGGCAGCAAACCUCUAUCUUUGUUUUUAUCCUUGAAACAUUCUGGCACCAGCUGCUUCCUUCACCACCUGGUCCGGCCCCCAAAAUAAUUAACACAAUCAAGGAACAGGCAUGUUUUUAGUACAGUAUGUCUCACUAUCCUUUCAUUAAAUUUCAUUUAAGGGAGCUUUCAAGUAGAUCCUUCCUAUUGUAAGGACAUUCUCUGAAAUGUUUGGCUUAAAGAAUUCAAACAGUUUACAAAUGUUCGUAGGUGGUUCUGCAUGAACAUUGUACAGUUCGGAUAGUAAAGUGUUUGCGAUCUUUAUGGCUUCAUCUCUAUCUAAUAUUUCUACAAGAUACAGUAGAAAGAUACAGUACCAUCUCCUAACCUGGAUAGCUCAGUUGGUUAGAGUGUGAUGCUGAUAAUACCAAGGUUGCAGGUUUGAUCCCUUUAUGGGAUAGCUGCAUAUUCCUGCAUUGCAGGGGGUUGGGCUAGAUGAUCCUCAGGGUCACUUCCAACUCUACAAUUCCAUGAUUCUAGCAAUCCUACACAUGUUUGUUUGAAAUCAUUCAGUCAGGAUUAUAGCAGACUGUGUGUGUUUUGUGUGUAGUGUGCUUUCUUCCUUGGUGAUCACUCAUAGCCGAGUAAGAUUGUUUUCCAUAAGCAUGGUUUUAAAAAUGAGUCCGUAAGUGACUGUGGAGGCCAAUUCUGGAUCUGCAUGUCCUUCCACAGUGGGGACAUUGGUUUCCGGGUAGGAGUUGAUCAUGGUGAGGGUUUGCCAAGCGUACUUUCCUCUUAGCGUGUUUCUCCCUUUCGUCCUGAGUUUAAGUGUUCAAAGCCCAGUAUACUUUUGGUAAGGGCUGUUCUCCAACUGGAGCGCUCGCAGGCCAGUGUUUCCCAGUUGUCGGUGUUUAUACUACAUUUUUUAAGACUUGCCUUGAGAGAGUCUUUGAACCUCUUUUGUUGACCACCAGCAUUACGCUUUCCAUUUUAAAAUUUGUAAUAGAGUAGUUGCUUUGGAAGCUGAUAAUCAGGUACCCACACAACAUGACCAGUUCAACAGAGCUGGUGUUGAAGAAUGAUUGCUUCCACACUGGUGAUCUUUGCUUCUUCCACGACACUGGCAUCAGUUUGUCUGUCUUCCCAAGUGAUGUGUAAAUUUUUUUGGAGACACUGUUGAUGGAAUCUUUCGAGGAGUUGGAGAUGGCAUUUAUAAGUGGUCCACGUUUCACAAGCAUUCAGUAAGGUUGGUAGUACAACAGCUUUGUAAACAAGGAUUUUGGUUUCCCUGCCAAUGUCCUGGUCCUCAAAUACUCUGCACUUCAGUCGGGAGAAAGCUGCACUCGCAGAGCUCAGGCGAUGCUGGAUUUCGGCAUCAAUGUUGGCCCUUUUGGAAAGUGUCGUGUGCAGCGCUGCUGCCAAAGCACAAUAACAUUUUUAAUUUUACAAUGAAUAAAAAAUAACUAUCUUUUUUGUUCCACAAUUAAACCACUAACUCUUUUAUUGCCACGAAUUUUUAAUUAUCUUUUCCCCCCUAUAAAUUGCUUUAGUGGUGGUGUUCUCUUGUAUGACAUUUUACUGUUAUGAAAUGCAAUGAUCUCAGACUCUUUUUGUGGGAUCUUUGUAAAUCUUAGUUGGAUCUGGGCCACAAUACACCCUGCCAGUGUAAGUCAUAUUACAAGAACUCAUGACAGAGAAGUACUUGAAGGACUAAACCGGCAGCUGCCUAUAUUGAUGGAUCAUAUUUCUCCUGAGAAAUAGUGAGCUUUUCGUAAUAAUGGAUUUCUGCAUGUAAACAUAGCAUUAAAUUUUCUGGAUAUUAACUUGUGACCAGUAAUUACAGUGGUACCUCUGGUUGCGGACACAACUCAUUCCAGGGUGCCAUGCACACCCCAAAAAGUCUGUAACCAGAGCGAUGCUUCUGCGCAUGUGCGAAGCGUGCAGAACGCUUCUGUGUGUAUGCGUGCAGUAAAACCCAGAAGUAAACACUUCCGGGUUUGCCGCGUUCUUAACCCGAAAAAACACAACAUGAAGCAUUUGCAAGAAGAGGUAUGACUGUAUUGCUUUUCAGAUUUGUUUCUGUUAAAUGGGUUCAAGAUAAAUACAAGAGCCAAAGUUUAAUGGAAACUUGACACAGUGGCACCAAUGGCCCCCCCAUACCCAGGAAAACACUGUGUCUCUUUUGCCACCCUCUCUGGCAUUGUCACUUGGGGACCCUGGAGCAGGCAGCUGACUUAGGGUGUCAUGAAAGGGCAGCAAACCAUCAGUUACUGCAGUUUUACUGCUGAGCCAGGGAUUGGAGGGGAGGGGCUUUCUUUAUCCAGCACCAAAAUAACUUGGCUGGCUCUGGCUUCCACCUCACCUUGACUAGAAUGGGAGGCACUAUUUCCUGCUCUUUCUCAGGAAAUCAAAUAUUUUGGUCCAGCCCUGUCUUAUUCACAUCUGCUGUUCAAGCUUAGCAACAAAAGGCUAACAUUUCAGAACAAGAUUUAUUACGGUAAUUGAUUGAAAUAUUUUUGAAAGUAAGUGUCAAAGAAAACGGAUACUGCAUUUUAAUCAUUUUUUUACUUUUGCAGGCUGAAAAAUGUGUACUCCAUUACUGUUUUACUGUGCUUAAGAAUAGUGGGAAAUAUUUCUACUAGGACUAGCAAAGAUUUGUCACCUUAGUUUAUAUCAAUAUAUAAAUGCUGUCUAGUCCCCAUCAUUAUUUUGGCAUCCCAUCCUUCAAAACCUGUUUGUCAAAUUUUUGUGUUCUGAAAAAGCACAGCUCACUGCUUUCAACCGUCCUUACUAUUCCCGUAUAUUACCUCUUUCCUUAACUCCUCUCUGUAAAUCCUGUGAAAUGCUUUACCCCAGCUACGUUUUUCCCCAUUUUCUAUCCUUUCCCCAUCUACGGGUUUCCUCUUUUACUUUUUUCAGGAUGUGCAAACUCAUUUGAGAGGUAUUCAAAAUUGUUAUGAUAGUUUAGAGAAGUUUUGAGCUUUGAAAAUAAACAUUGAGUCUGACUUAUAUGGCUUCUGGUUUCAGGCUUUCCAGACAGUCAGGCAUCACUUUUUCCCCUCCCCGCCUUUCUUUUUUAAAUACAGCUUCAAAUGUUAUACAGUGACUUUAAGGGGAAAGAUCUGAAACUCAAGGAUAGUGCAAGACAUACACAACUGCCUUAGGGAGGCACAUGCAGCUCAUUAGCUUUGUGCUGUUCAUUCCAGGUUUCUUAAAUUUAAGAACAGCAGGUGUGCAUCUGUAUUGGUGAGAAAUUCAGCUUACUGUGUGGUUGCCGGUCCUCAGUGUUUGUGAAAUUUAACCAUGGUGCACGUCAUAGAACACUAACCACAUAGUGUGUUAAAUAAUGGAUGGCUGUUUUUCAUGGAAAACAGAUGAGUUUUGAAGUUUUACUUAUAAAAUAAGCAUGAACUUUGGAACUUUUAGUUCAAGUGGUAUGAAAUUUGAGGCGUUGAAAAUGUGGCAGUGUGUGGCAUAUGUAGAAAUUCCAAAGUUUUUUGUAUUGACUAUUGGGUGUAUCAGAAAAUAAUAAGGAUCACUGUAUUUUGAAAUUAAGAUUGUAACAUGAGGAUUGCCCUCUGUUUGAUAUUCCUCAACACUCCUUAAGCCUAUGUGAGUCUGCAUACUGGUAUUAAAUUUGUUUGAUUGAUGGUUUGGAUUAUACCUAUACCCUUCAGAAGCAUCUUGAAUCCAGUCUGCUAGCAAAAUUACUAUUCUGGCACUGAUAAGCUAAUUGACACAUGAUGUAACAAAACUUAUUAGUUUUUGUUUAACCCACAAGAGAUGGCAUUGAACUUCUUGAUAAACCAUAAUUUAGCUGUUUCAUGUUCUUUUCUUCUUUUGAAGUUUCUCUUUCUAGAAUGACCACUUUAUGGUCAGUUUCAGAAUAUCCUGGGAGGUUGAAAUGUUCUCCCACUGGUUUAUAGAUACUGCCAUUUCUAAUGUCUGAUAUCUAUCUUAAAGGCUCCCUACUUGUUGCUCUGUUGCUUUCAGUGGUCCAGUUAUGUUUUCAAGGUACAUUGAGGGAGAGAAAUUACAUUUCCAUAGAAUCAGCAGUAUGUUGUUACUUACAAAAUGUAAUUUCUUCUCCCUGGUCCCAUGCUGACACCCACAUACACCAGCACUUCCAUUGUGAGCUCAGUUCCCCUGUUAUCUGUGUCACUGAUGAUAAAAACUGAGUGCUGCAAGGGAGGUACAGGCCUUCCAGAGUACCUUAGUUGUGGAUGUUAGUGUAACUUUGUGGAAACUGGAAGACCCUAAUAGAUAGGUGUCAAUUUUCCAUAAUAUUUCUCCUAUCUUUCAAGAGAGAAAAGGGGAUCCUUGAUCCCUUAUUUCUCUGCUUGAUCACUGAGGUCUUUGAGGGUAUCACGGUUAGUGAUCCCUCUCAGCUCAGAUGUAUGGCUUGUAUCUACCGGUACCUGUGUAUUCAGUAUUGUAGGCCCAGUCUUAAGGAACUCCUGCUGAGGGGUCAUAGGCACUGAAGACCUGUUUAUUCCAGCAGGUUUUAAAAACUGAAUUCUGAUUUUGCUGUUUUAACUCACUUUUAGUUUCAUUGAUUUGAGUCUUCUGUACACCAGUUAGAGAUGACUGUGAUUAAUUAGUAUGCAAAUAAGUAAGUAAGUAAGUAAGCAAGCAAGCAAGCAAGCUGUAUAGACCAACGAAGGUGUGGCCUUAUGGCUUCCGACAAGUCUCCAUUGCAAAGUUGUUGCUCAUCUGGUGAUCUCUCAAGGAUGCAUCUUGUUAUUCUAAGGAUCUGUGGUUUAAAAAAGGCAUGUUCAUUGAAAUUUCUAAAAAACUGAUUCAUAAAAUAUGUGUCACCAGGGGUAAUGUGGACCCCUCCAACUUUGCUUGUAUAGGGACCGUUUGUGAUUUAUAUAACCAAAUCUCAUGGUUAGCACAUUAUUUGGCAACAUUCAUGGUUAUUUGGUUAUGUUUGGUACAAAUGUGAACCUUGUAUUCCACUAUGGAAUGUAUUUUACACCACAAAUUCUUUUCUUUUUUAAAGCUUCUAUGAUUAUUAUUUUAUUAUCUCUUAAUUUUAUUCUUCCUGCUUUUAUAGCUGUUUUUAUUAUUACUUUUAGCUAGUUAUUUUGUUUAUUUGAAUAAAAAAUGAACUUUUAUUUACAUUUUCGCCCCUUGAAAUGUCAAAAAACAUGAGCCUAAAGAGCCUCAUGAGCAAAAUAGAGGAACAUAGUUAUUCUCUUCUGAAAUGUCAUGCCUUGAACAUAUAGAUUAUUGAUUGACCUGUGAUGAUCUCAAGCAAACAUACUUCCACAUAUUUUGAACAAUGAAGCAGAAGAAAAUAGCCAUUCUCUUUUAAUUCAGCAAGUUCUUUCUUCUAUUAAGGUUCUGGAUCACACAGUAUUGCUCUUCUGAUUUAGCUUGUUGCAUGGAAAGGAGUUAGUGUACACCAGCCACACAUACCAAUGCGAGGAUGGAACAUUUGAAUGUCAUCUACGCAUGUAAAAUCUAACAUGUGUAGGCUAAAAUGAUAUGGGUUGAUUUUACAUCAUGUGCACUGCAUGACAUUAGCUUAUUCAGGUUUUGUAUGUGUGGGCAGCAAUUGUCCUAUCAUACGCAUGUACUAAUUUCCAUAGAUCAAUUUACAGACAACUCAGUUGUGUAGAAGAAUCAUUUGUGUAAAAUCAGUGCUCAACAAACUGAUUAUCUAUGCAUGUGCACUAAAAGUGAAGACCGAACAACACAAUCUGAUUCUUUCUUAAAGUGACAAAAUUAUAGUGCCAUAAGACCUGAGGGAAGAAAUAGUUAAGACUGACUAAAAAUGAGUCCACCAGGUUUACCAAAUUCCUUCACCAUAAUUCCAGUAAAUUCAAAUGUUUUAUGGAAUUUCACUCUUUUGAAUGACCAUAUAUGCAAAGUAGUAUUUAUUUUUAGGAUUUUCAGAACACUAAUUUGCAACAGGUCUCUCAGAAGCCCUUUGCUUCCCCAUGCCAUAAUGUAUACCCUGGAUGUAACAUAGACAAGGCUCAGUGGAUAUUUGCUUAUGUUCCACUAAUGAUAUGUGGGUAGUGUUAGUAGCAAUGAUGGUGGUAAAGUUCGUCAUCCUCAGGCUCAGAAACAACACUUGCCUCAAUGAGAGAUGAGUACCUGAUGUUACUGAAUUCUUCUUUGGCUCAGAGAAGAUCAGGAGGGCAAAAACCCACUCGCCUUGGCCAGUGUAGGCCUCCAAAAAGGGGCCACUGAGGGAGGACUUUUAGCCUAAGCCUAUUCAGGUCAUUUACUGUAUGUGACCUGGCAUCCUAGCAUAGAACAUUAUUUAAAAGACUUGUUUUUCCUCUGCCAGGUUUAGCCAGAACAGCAGCAGCAGCCCUACUGAUAAAUGGGGUUUGGAUCUGGUGUGACUUUACACUAGCUUAUUGUGCAUAGGAUUGCCCUCUCAAUGUAUUAACAGGACAAGCCAAAGGAGGGUGGAGUGGGGUUCAAGGUCUCAUGGCAACUUUCUGGCUAUUCCUUACUCAUCUCCUGUCUUUCCACUAAUGCAAGCCUCCUAACACUCACUAUGGGGAUCUAAGGCAGCUGUUAGAGCAACCAGAUCCUGCAGCCGUUCUGGAUUUUUAUGGGGGGGGGGGAAUAUUUUGUUACGUUAGUCAUGGCUUUCAAGCCUAGCAUAAUUUGUGCGUCAAAAUCUGCUGCUGGAAUUCAAGCCAUAUGUAGAUCAUUAUCUCCUUCUACGGAAGGAAUCAGAGGCCGAGUUAUCUAGCCUCUUCUUGUUUAGCACUUUCAGUGAAGUUGGCAGGACUGAACAGAGACAUUGUUCUGUUUGAGGUGUAGAAGCAGAUGGAACUCUGCCCUCUCCAUCUUGGUCAAGGUGUAACUUAGCUAGCCAAGACCAGCUAAGUUAUUUUGCCACCUAUGGCAGAAAAAAUCCACAAGCUUUUCUACUUCCUAGCUUUAGUAAUAUAGUUAUUGUUAUUUACAACCUGAAAUCAGCUACCUGAGGUGGUAACCCCGCUCUGCCUAAUGGUAGGGCUUGUCCUGGAGGUUGGGAAGCGAAAACGGUAAGCUAAGGCUUGCCCUGAUUGCAGAGUGAGGGUGAAUCCUAGUAAUGGGUGAGGGUGGAUGGAUGGGGGCUACCACUGAGAUGAGGCAGAACAGCAGAGUUAUGGAACAAGCAUUGCUGCUGCUUCACGCAACAUCAGAGAUGCAACAAGCAGCUCACCCCAUUCUUCAGUCCUCUGAAAUUUCCAGUGGAAAUGAUGAGGCUUUGCAGGGUGGGAAGGGAUGGCUGUCCCAACUUGCCAGUGCUCCAAUGGUUACUUAAAGGUAAAGGUAAAGGGACCCCUGACCAUUAGGUCCAGGCGUGGCCAACUCUGGGGUUGCGGUGCUCAUCUCGCUUUAUUGGCCGAGGGAGCCGGCGUACAGCUUCUGGGUCGUGUGGCCAGCAUGACUAAGCAGCUUCUGGUGAACCAGAGCAGCUCACGGAAACACCGUUUACCUUCCCGCCGGAGCGGUUCCUAUUUAUCUACUUGCACUUUGACACGCUUUCGAACUGCUAGGUUGGCAGGAGCAGGGACUGAGCAACGGGAGCUCACCCCGUUGCGGGGAUUUGAACCACCGACCUUCUGAUCGGCAAGUCCUAGGCUCUGUGGUUUAACCCACAGCGCCACCUGCGUUACUUAAUGUUCAGCAAAUACUUAGUUUAUAUAUUGUAUUGAUGUUUAAUAUGUUAGCACUGGAGUUAUUGUUUGCAAUCCUGUUUUCUUGAUAUUUUUUCCUAUAUUGUCCAUAUCCAUUAAAUCACCUCAACCUUGUUACACUUUGUUACACACACACACACACACAGAGAGAGAGAGAGAGAGAGAGAGAGAGAGAGAGAUUUGAAUUUGCUCAUAAGAGCUCAUGGCUCAAUAAAUCAGUUAUAGCCUAAAACCUUUGCAAAGUAAUUCAACAGUAAGUCAGUUAGCUUCCAGUUUACUCAAAAGUAAGACUAUAGAGGAUUGCAUCCUUAGUCUCUCUAAGGUGCCAUAGCAAUGUUUUCUUUACUCAACACUAUUAGAUCAGUCUUUAACAUGUAUAUCACAGAUCGUGAUUUAAAAUGGGUUUCGUUUCCCAAAGGUCUUAUCUUACGAACAUAUUUAUUGGUUUCACCUUGGCAAGGUUCACAGUUGAUCAUGAGAACUGUGGUGACAAGUGUGACCAUUUCGUAAGUCUGCUUCCGCUAAAUCCAUGAUUAUUUAAUUGUGGUAGCAUCUUGUCAUAAUUAUGCUUAGAUUUAUUAGCUUCAGUUAUGUGGUAAGCAUCGCUUUGUGAACAGGCCACGGGGGCAGAUUUUAAAGAGCUAGUUAGGCUUUAUCACCUGAUAUGUGUCUGCUUUGAUGAUCCACUGCUUCUCAGAGAAGUAUUCACCAUGCACUAUGAGAAAGAAGAAGCUUUCCUUUGAAGAUACAAAUUAAACUAUAAAGGGGACCAUCCUCAAGCUAUUUCCCAUGAAAUAAUCUCUCCUCAGGAAGUUUUACUGCAAAGGCAGUGGCUUUGGGAUUAAAGCAGAAAAACAAAUUGCAUUUCUGCAAGGUCACUCGGAAGGUCUUGUGUGGCAUUGUGCCGCUGAACCUAGCUAAUCUUGGGGCCCCAUCUGGUGCCUACAAGAACAACAAUAUCCAAAGCGUCAGAGAAUUAGAUCAGUAGUAUGGCCACUCCUCCAGCUUUUCAUAGCUACUGCUGCCGUGGACUAAGGGGCAGGAUUUAUUCUAUAAUGCUUAAUUAUCUAAAGAAGACUAGGCAUACAAGUUGAAAGAUCCCAUUGGAAAUAAAAAAGAAAUCCCCGAUAAAGAAGAUUACUUAUUAUUAUUAACUGGGAUUAUGCAAGGGAUGAAACUCUUGCUUAUAUAAUGCAACUUUGCCUAUAACUGUGAGGAUGCAAGUCCAUAAAGCCUGCGCAAAUAAGAGUAGAUGCUUUUAUUUGCGGAACACCAAGUUUUAGAACUACUCUGUUUUGUAUAAAAAUGACAUGCUGCUUUUCUUCUGUAUGAGAGGGUAGGGCUGAUAAUAAAAAUAUAAUGGUUAGUUACUCUUCAAAAUGUUUCCUUAAAUGUUGUUUCAGUUUGUUGGUAUUUAUGCACAGCAAAGAUCCAUGCUAACAACUUUGGCGGCACUCUGUGUGGAUAUUGUGCCCCCCCCCAAAAAAUCGCCAUAAAUACCAAAUUACAUCUUAAUUGUUUGAUUGAACAUAACUUACCAGAACUGAUGAGAACACAUUUCAUAUCUACUUCUCUUUUUUAGUGGUGCUUUUUAUUUUUAUUGUUUAUCAGAAAUGUAAUGCUAAAAUAAUUGUGUAUUGGGCAGCUGGCAGCUGGCAGCUUCUUGAAAGGGGGCGAGGCAAUGAAGUAAUCUUGAAGGAAGAGUGCUCUCCCCCCCCCAACCAGGGGCCUCCCCACUUUUGCUGUAUACUGCUCCCCCUGCAACGCUAAGUGUUGGGGUGCUGCAUAGCACAUAGGUAAUGCCUGCUCCUCGCCAGUUUUCUCCCCAUGUGGGGGUACCAUUGCUUUGAGUGUAUUGUAACAUUCACGGACCUUCACAGUAAAGGGGGACUUCCCACAUCUCACAUUGUUUCAGACUCUUUAGGUCUUCUGAUUCAUGGACAGUUUACAGCAAAAACUCAUUGGAGGGGUCAGCUUUAUGCCCACAAAUGAAUAUAUGCUUCCACUGGCAUAAAGAAUAUGCCUUACAUAUGUGGAUCUCUGUAUAUACAGAAGAGCUCCUGCAUCUGCAGAAAGGUUUUUGUAUUGAGACUGGUAUUUAAAUGGUAACUAAUAUAUAUAUUCUCUGUAUGGCAUGCCUAUGUAAAUACUGCUGUUUGGUUUUAUUUUGUAUCAGUUUUAGUUUUGAAACAGCUUAUGGACAAAUACAGUUUAUAUUUAAUAAACCCAUAUGGUGAUAUCUAAGUCAUACUCAGAUGAUGAUUAGUUGUUGUUUUUUAAUCUCAUCCAACCUCCUAAAGGUGGAAAACAACACAGCUUUUGAAAAACAGUUACUGUAUCUCUCUCUCUCUCUCUCUCUCUCUCUCUCUCUGUGUGUGUGUGUGCAUGCACAUAUUUUGAUGGAGACUUUUCUUUAACACAUUAUUGAUAAUGAAAUAUCUUUUCCUCCCCAGAAGUAUUUCCAAGAGAUUCCAACUUAAAGGACAAGUUCAUCAAACAUUUCACAGGUAAGAACACUUUUUGUGUGAAGGCAAUUCUGUGUUUAAUCUCUUGCCAGGUGUUGCCUACAUAAAGGAGUGUCUUAUCUCCUCUCCCAGUGAAGGAAGCCUAUAUUGUAAAUUACUAGGUCCAACCUUUGGGGCUGCUGUUUUCCUAUUUGCUUCCCAACAGGUUGUAGUGGGACCCACAGGUUAGGGCAUGGAAUCUUAAGGCCCAUUAAAAGGCUAGCUGUUCCAUUGGCAAGUGACUCCCAACUUUUGAACUUCCCUAAAUAUCUUCAGAUGCCUUUUCCCCAAUAGAUUGGAAAAGGCUCAAGAGAGUUGAGGAGCCAGUGUGAAAAGUCUUGGUGAUAAAAUUUUGUAGCCUUUAUAGUUGUAACCCAUCACCCAUCACUGGCCUUCUUUUUCAUUAUUCCAGUAGCUUUAAUUACAUUAAUAUGGUUAUAUGUAAUUUUUGUCAGAAACUCCAGUAAAAUUGUACUGUGAACAUUUAUUUAUUUAUCACAAUAUUUAUAUCUCUUUAUCACACCCCCCCACACCCAUGAAAUAAAGUUCUCUGGGUGGUUUAUAGUAUAGAAAUUAAAACCAUAUAAAUAAACCUAAAAGCUGAAUAUAAAGGUAAAGGUAAAGGGACCCCUGACCAUUAGGUCCAGUCGCAGAUGACUCUCGGGUUGCGCACUCAUCUCGCUCUAUAAGCCGAGGGAGCCAGCGUUUGUCCGCAGACAGCUUCCGGGUCAUGUGGCCAGCAUGACUAAGCCACUUCUGGUGAACCAGAGCAGCGCAUGGAAACACCAUUUACCUUCCGGCUGGAGCUGUACCUAUUUAUCUACUUGCACUUUGACGUGCUUUCGAACUGCUAGGUUGGCAGGAGCAGGAACCGAGCAACGAGAGCUCACCCUGUCGCGGGGAUUUGAACCACCGAUCUUCUGAUUGGCAAGUCCUAGGCUCUGUGGUUUAACCCACAGUGCUGAAUAUAGUAGGAGAAUAAAGACAAAAUAAGCUAAGGAAAAACUGUAGCCCAAAAUAUCUAAAAAACACUAAACAUUUUUAAAGAUUGAAAGGCUGGGGCAGGAGUGGGGAAGAGAAAUGCCUUCACUUGAUGCCAAAAGGACCACAGUGUAGGUGCCAAGUUAGCUUCUCUGAGCAGGACAUUCUACACCCCUAGUUCUAUCACUGAAAAGGUCCCUUUUCUAUUAACCACUACCUUGCCUUAUUUGACAAGGAGAGUACCUGGUGAAAGGUUUGAAACAUAUUAGAUGAAGCAAAUAUGAACUAUUUAUUAAUUAUUUGUGCAAUUUAGUUUGCCAUAGAAUUAGAAAUGCAAUCAAAAUGUUGUGUUUGAUUAAUCUUCAAACAGGUCCAGUUACAUUUUCAGCUGAAUGUAGUAAGCAUUUCCACCGGCUCUAUCACAACACACGGGAUUGUUCAACACCAGCCUGUAAGUUCCAGCUAAAAACUACUUCCAUGUUUCAUUGUCCUGUCUGUCUGGUCUUAGGCCAGGGUUGAGCAGGUUCUUAACACCAAGUCAUUUCCCCCAGUCUUUCUUGAGAGUGGAAUACACAUGUGUCCACUGCCACUAAGAACAUAAGAAGAGCCUUGCUGGGUUAGACUAGUCCAGCAUUCUGUUCUCCAUUGGCAAACUUGAGGCCUUUGGGAAGACCACAAGUAGGGUAGUGAGUGUGGUGGCACUCUUCCACUUGAGAUUCCCAGGAACUGGUGUUCAGAGCUAUGCCAAAUCAACCUUGAGCGCUGUCAACUUUCAGUGGCAUAUUUCACCUGGUGCCAGAGCUGAAUGUAGUGCCACGCUGAAUGUAAUGUAUGUUGAAAACUACUUAUAUAAAAAACUCCCUAAAACACCUACAUUUUGCAGCUGAUGGCAAAUGAAACUGGACUUACACCCUAGGAAAUUAAACACAUGAUUAAUGUUAACUUCAUUUUUGUGGUCUUAAAUAGAUUAUAAAAGGUGUGCAAGAUUGCUGACAAGAUUAGCAAUGAGUCCACUGUGUACACAGCCAUAGGAGGCCUGUUAUGUAAGUAUUUUUUUUUAAUUAAAACACCUUUAUAAUCUAAUGAUCAGUUUGUUCCUAUUAGUUUCUUUUCUCAAAAACCAAAUAGUAACAAGAGUUUUGCCUUCUCCCCACUGUGGUUUCAAUGAAAAUCUCAGAAAAUCAGACAUACAACUUUUUUCAUCAAGAGGAAGCCUCUGUUGGCACUAGAACUGGAACUCCCUGCUUUGGAAAUGUGGUUUUCAUCAGUGCCAUGGCAAGAGUGGAAAAAGUCUAGCUCCUUUUCUACUCCCACCAUUUUAAGCCUGAUCAGUCUCCCCUGUGGCUACUUGAAUUUAUAAAAAGAUUUAUGUAACUUAAAGAGAUGAUUUACCUGCCGUUUUCCAGUUUUGUCAAAUGCUUGUUGAUGUGGCCCUGGUGGGCUACUUCUGCACCAUUUCAGGACCAUGGAGAAGUCUACUGAUAUACCGUAUUUUCCCCUCUAUAACACGCAGAUUUUUUUCUCCUAAAAAGUAAGGGGAAAUGUCUAUGCGUGUUAUUGAGCGAAUGUGUGGUCCCUGGAGCCGACUGGCCCGAGUGCAUCACACAUUUUCUUCGAGGGUCGUCUUCGUUGCGGUCAGCAGAAGCCAGGGAAGUGCUUGCUAGGAGGUUUGGCCACUCUGCAGCACGACUGUGUGUUUGCUAGUGUGUGUGCUUUGUGAGUGUGUGGUUGCCUGUGUGUUUGUUCGCUAGCGUGGGUGCUUGGAGGGAGUGAGAGAGUGACUGACUGCUGCAUCUUCUCCUGCAAUUUGCCUUUUAAAAAAUUGGAAGCAGCGGGGCAGUAAAAACCACCUCCGAAAGCCCCAUUUUUCCCUUCUAAGGCUGCAGCUCGGCUUUGGGAGCCCUGAACCCCUGCCUUGUUCUUGAGGGAUCUUUGAGGUUUUCCCUUUAGCUUUAACCCAGCCCCCUUAUUUUACCAGUUUAUCUUCAUUCUCGGUGUGGUAAACUGAUUGCAGGCAGCCACACGGGCGUUCGAGCCUCCCGAGAGAGAAAGCUGUUGCUUUCCUGCAUUCUGCCUCAGGGUCUUACUGCCCACCCACUUCUGUUUCGUUACUGUGUUUGCUCAAACGGAACAAAGAGCAGAGAAAACCCCUCCCCUCCAGGCAAGCAGAGGGGAAAGCAGAGCGUCCUUCCUUCUACCGUAAUUCCUCUCCUUGCUCCGGUGCUGCUGCUGCGUCUAGGGACUCGCAGGCAACAUGCAGGUGGGGGGGGAGAGAGAGAGAGAGAGAGAGAGCGCUAGCUGGCUGGCUGGCUUGGGUGGGUGGCUGGGGGAACUUUUGCCUUCGUUUCCUCCCUCCGGUAAAACCCCUCUCCUGCAUUCUUAGCCAGCUGCUUCUCCGCACACCCCUCUCGGUGCUCCUUGUCCCUUCUAUGUUUUCCUUCCCUCCCCACUUAAAACGUGGUUACAAAGCACGGAUCCACAUGGAUCCUCAGGAUCUUUGCAUUGGGUCACCCCAAAUUCACCAUCAGAUCACAUAGCAUAUCCAUGGCUACAGCCUGCACCAAAAAAAUCACGCACCCACUGUUGCCUGGGGCUGCAAUGGUACAAAAACGUGGUUACAAAGCACAGAUCCACAUGGAUUCUCAGGAUUUUUGCAUUGGGCUACCCCAAACUCACGGUCAAAUCACAUGUCUGUGGCCACAGCAUGAAGCACAAAAAUGAUACAUCCACUGUUUCAUUCAGAAUUUUUUUUUCUUGUUUUCCUCCUCUAAAAACUAUGUGCGUGUUAUGGUCAGGUGCGUGUUAUCGAGCGAAAAAUACGGUAAUAGGUAAAGCAUGGCUUCAGUUUUCUAAACAACUAGCUUUUUAAGCUGCACUACAGGUUAUCAACAAUAUCAGACCAUGACUCCAUGGUGGAGAUAGUUACAACUUUCUUUUUUUUGUAGAUGGCAGGAAAUAUUUGUUAAUUUCUGAGGUAUGCAAAUAAGCCAGCAUUAAAAAUGCAGCAUUUCUUGUUUCAAAAAUGGAACAGGAUCACCACUUUGCUGCUAAUCUGCAUUUAUUUGGAACAGAAUCUGUGUGCAUAUCCACUCUGUGUGCAAAAGACUUUCCGUACAACUGGAACCCCGAUUUGUCAGGGCUCUCAAAAUGUAUCUUCAGUUGAAUGUUCCAAUGGUGGGGUGGUACCAGCAGUUAUGUUGCCCACUGAGCAUUUCAUGUUUGCACUGGGAAAGCCUGUAGUCAUUAAAGUUUGUUUUUUCUUCAUUUUUUAGUAAGCAAGAACCUAUAAAUGUGUUGGUUUCUACUGAAACUAUUAUUAUUCAAUAGCUGGGAAUCUAAGUGAACUGUUUUUUGUUUCAGACUUUUCUGCUAA
Molecule: messenger RNA, 34254 nt
Organism: Podarcis lilfordi (Lilford's wall lizard)
Lineage: Eukaryota; Metazoa; Chordata; Lepidosauria; Squamata; Lacertidae
Source: the annotation of a GenBank genome assembly